GUUUCGAUACAGUCCUGGGCUCUUGGAUAAAUAGCUGAGCAAGCGCCACUCUGCACAGCCACAUUAUGCCAUGUGGAUAACCGAGUGUGACAUGGAAAAACAUUAUCGAUAGCAGGCGCAACUCAGCGCAAGUCGCGCAUCGUUAGCUGCAGCCAUUACACCCGUUCAGUCGCGAUAUCAUUUCCUACAUUGGGGAUUACUAAACUCUUCUCGAAACAAACAUACGACCACCGCGACGAAAAUACUUCCACCAUAUUUCAUUCUAACCAACUCGAUAACCUCUCAGAACUCGAUAAGAUAAACCUUGUGCGACAAAGUUACGACCAACUGUUCUGCGCACUGCCGUCGUCGCCAUGUCGACCCUUGUCGACGAGCUGCUUCAGGACUUCGAGUCCGGUUCUGAAGCUGCCGAAAGCCCCGACCACGAUGACGGUCUGAUGGGUGACGAGGAGGGUGCGUCCUUGAUGGGCGGUGGCGGCGGGGACGUCGAUAUGGAUGGCGACAUGGACAGCUCGGAUGAUGAGAUGGGAGGCGUCGACCGGACAGAUCCGGAGGAGAUGAAGGCCAAGGUCGACAAGAUGCAGAUGGCUGGGAUUGGAGACAUUAGGACAGUCGCAACUCUCAUGAAGACUCUUGAACCCGUUCUCGAGAAAAUAUCACAUUAUCAGUCGCAACCACCUGAAUCACAAACAGGCGCCAUCGGCAACGUCGAGGAUCACCCAGAAUAUCAUCUCUUGACCCAGUCAAACAGCUUAUCAACCCAGAUUGAUAGCGAGAUCGUUCUGGUACACAAAUUCAUCAAGGACCACUACUCGGUGCGCUUCCCUGAGCUCGAAACUUUGAUCACCAAUCCUUUGGAGUAUGCAAAGGUUGUUGCCGUGCUCGGAAAUGGACCUCUCGAUGCAGAAAACAUCAAGACACUUCAGCUGGCGACGGACAACCCCUUGGGAGUAUCUCUCAAGUCUGUCUUGGAUGGACCUUCACUCAUGAUUGUCACGGUUGAAGCCACGACGUCCAAGGGUCAAGAUAUGUCACCGGAAGCCCUCGAGAGGGUAGUCCGGGCGUGUAAAAUGGUUAUCAGUCUGGACAAGGCCAAGAAGACGCUCACGGACUACGUUCAAUCGCGCAUGAACCUAUUUGCGCCUAACCUAACAGCAAUGGUUGGUUCGCUCACGGCAGCACAGCUGCUCAACACCGCCGGAGGUCUCACCGGUCUUGCCAAGACUCCUGCAUGCAACAUCGCUGCAUGGGGAUCCAAAAAGGGAGCAGGAGCGGCUAGUUUUGCCACCAAUGUUGGUGUGAGGCAACGCGGCUACCUCUACAACUCGCCUAUCCUUCGCCAGGUGCCUACAGACCUCAAAAAACAAGGACUUCGGAUAGUGUCCGCCAAGUUGAUACUGGCCGCCCGUAUUGACUGCAGCCACGAAGCCCCCGACGGAUCCAAGGGUGAGGAGUACCGGGAAAACUGUCUUAGCAGGAUCGAGAAGUUGCAGGAGAAGCCCCUGAACAAGGGUGCACGCGCCCUACCGGCACCUGACGACAAGCCUGCACGGAAACGAGGUGGUCGACGUGCACGAAUGGCCAAGGCCGCAACGGCCAUGACGGAUCUCCGCAAGGCCCAGAACCGGAUGGCGUUUGGCAAGGAGGAGAACGAGGUCGGCUACGGAACAGGAGAUUCAACGGCUGGCAUGGGUAUGAUCGGGCAGCAGAGCGACGGCAGGGUACGCGCCAUGCAAAUCGACAACCGCACACGAGCCAAGUUGUCCGCCAAGAACAAGGGCUGGGGCGGCAUAGCGACCUCUACGGGCAGCGGAGGUGCCGCGUCUUCGCUUAAGGGAUUCGGACAAACCGCCGGGAACCUGGACCUCAGGGGGAAGGGCUUGCGGGCAUCUGGAGUCGGAACCACACUGGGCUCGGGCGGUACCAUGUCGUCACUUGCCUUCACGCCGAUGCAGGGCUUGGAGCUUGUGGAUCCAAAGGUUCAGGCGGAGCUGGGAAGGAAACGCAAGGCAGAGGAAGACCGCUGGUUCAAGGGAGGAACUUUUACUCAGGUUGGAGGUUCAGGGGGCGGAGACGACGGCGUGUUCAAGAAACCAGCUCUGCCACCGGCGAAGAGGGUGGACACGGGUGCUACGAAGAAGUGAAAAUACACGGCCUGUUUUUAUUCUUCCCAAUUGUGGUUGUUUCAUAUUUCACCAGUUUGGAUGCUUAGGUAAGGCUUCCAUUAACCUUCCUUAAGUGCAAUCUUCAGGUAUGAGAAUGAACAAUCAGCAGACGUUGUUAAGAUAAGGCAGCUCACAAUAUAAAUAAUUUAAACUCUAAUCAAGUGUAUGUCUCCAUUUGCUUCUUAUAAUAUUCAGUCCUGUUAAAUCCGGUGUCAUGGAAUUCGAA
Molecule: messenger RNA, 2391 nt
Organism: Pyricularia oryzae 70-15
Lineage: Eukaryota; Fungi; Ascomycota; Sordariomycetes; Magnaporthales; Pyriculariaceae
Product: pre-mRNA-processing factor 31
Exons: 2
Coding region: 354-2144 (596 amino acids)
Biological process (GO): mRNA splicing, via spliceosome; spliceosomal tri-snRNP complex assembly
Cellular component (GO): U4/U6 x U5 tri-snRNP complex; precatalytic spliceosome; U4 snRNP
Source: RefSeq, a predicted model, not a curated record